AUGUACUACGGGGAACGAUGGCGCCUGCACCGAAGACUUACGCACAGCGUCGUUGGAAAGCAGAAGGUUCAAUCCUAUCGCCACAUUCAGAGCGCGGAGAGCAAGAUCACAGCACUUCGUCUGCUUGAAAGCUCUAAAAAUUACGUUGACCAUUUAGAGCGCGCAGCGACGAGUGUCAUGUCAGUCAUCGGGACCGGAAAGCGUAUCAGAGAGCUCAAUGAUCCCUUGACGGUCAAGGUCAUCAAAGUUACUGCAGAAAUGGGAGAGAAAGUCGUCGUUGGCAAGCACUUUCCCAUGAUUCUGGAGACGUUUCCAUGGAUGUCAAGUCUCCCCUCCAUCAGAAAGAUGUUUCGCUCCGGAUCCAGUGAGUCCGACAUGUAUUAUUGUAUGGCCCAAGAGGCAUCGGAGCGUCGACAAGACUGCUAUUUCAGAUACAUCUACGAAUCACAGAGAAAAUACGAGCUGUCCAAUCAUGAGGUUACGUCGCUGACGGGAAACCUCUUUGGUGCCGGAGUGGAAACCUCAACGUAUACCGUGCUAUCUUUUCUCUUGGCGGCGUGUUGCUUCCCCGAGGCAAUGUCAGAAGCACGAGAAGAAAUUGAUAAGAUCUGCGGAUCAGAGCGAAGCCCGACGAGCGAAGACACUGUCGGGAUGCGGCACGUUCAAGCAGUCAUGAAAGAAGUGUUUAGAUGGAGAGCACCGGCUGUUCUGGGAGGCCAGCCUCAUGCGCCUCUGGAAGACGACUUUUUCGACGUGGGUUCAUCUCACUCAAUUUUUGGAUUUGGAUUCAACUCUGAUUCAUAUGUACAGGGCUAUUUAAUACCCAAAGGCACUUCGGUGACUGGAAAUCUCUGGGCGAUCCAUCGAAAUGAACGUGACUUCCCCGAACCAGAUCAUUUCUGCCCGCAACGCCACUUCGCCGACCACAAGCUCUAUCGCCCACUGCCAAUGGAGAAGCGGCAUAUGGCGUUCGGUUGGGGUCGUCGAGUGUGUGCGGGAGCAGAGCUAGCUGAGCAGGGUGUUCUUACACAGAUCGCUCGCUUUCUGUGGGCAUUCAAUAUCGAAAGUGAACUCGACGAACAGACAGGGAAGCCAGAAGUCCUAGAUAUCUUCAACUAUACGUACGUGGCUAUGAUAUUGAGAGAGAUAAUGACUGACUUCGUGUCUAAGGAGCGGAUUCAAUAUUCGACCAAAGCCAUUCAGAUGCAGAUUUACUCCACGAAGCCCGGAGAUAUGGCAAAGCGUCAUUCGGGAAGGAAGAGAAGCUGA
Lecanosticta acicola is the source of this 1269-nucleotide messenger RNA. The record is from the annotation of a GenBank genome assembly. NCBI's taxonomy places the organism in Eukaryota, Fungi, Ascomycota, Dothideomycetes, Mycosphaerellales, Mycosphaerellaceae.